AUGAGCUCUCGAGGGCAAAGGCAUGCCACUCAGUUAUUCUCGGUUAUUACUGGUUACAAUGAUAUCUCUUACGGACCGGCCUCGGUCGGGUGCCAUAAUCGCGCAGCAGUAUGAUUGAAGCUAUCCGUAGCUACUCACGCGUAUCUCGCGUUCCUUGAUCUUAUGAGUUGUACAAUGCAGAAGCGUCCAACAAGAACUCGAGCCCUGGCAGGAUUUGCGCUUUGCAGACGCUUUCAGCAUCCGAGCACUGUUCCUACUAUGUACUCCGUACUGAUACUGGCAGUCAAUCAGCCACAGCCUCCGCUCAGAAAAUUGUAUAUAAUUGUUUUCCCCCUUAUAUUCUACCUAUGCACAACAACCAUCCUAUUUUAUAAUAUCUCUACAGCUCGCCACCGUAAUCAUGAUAGGUCCUUUUACAAAAUCCCAAGAAGCUGCCAACUAACCCAAAUGCGGCUAGCCCCGCUCACCGCCCGGUCCCACCGCUAUCGAGAUUUUCUUCCUCUCCGGGCAGGCAAAAAAAAGUCAUAUUCUUCACUAUACACGAUUAACUCUGCAACACGGCAGUGAUCCUUUGAGUGAGCCAUUUUUAUAUUCAUUUUCACGGGAAAGAAAACGAAAACAUCAUCAUGCCUGCAGGAGAAGAGCCCAAUGCCGCCUGGCCCAUCGCCGACGAGGCCUUGACCCAGAACUUGCUGGA
Aspergillus glaucus CBS 516.65 is the source of this 697-nucleotide messenger RNA. RefSeq lists its product as uncharacterized. The coding region runs from base 163 to 567 and encodes 134 amino acids. The transcript has 2 exons. The record is from RefSeq and is a predicted model, not a curated record. Lineage: Eukaryota; Fungi; Ascomycota; Eurotiomycetes; Eurotiales; Aspergillaceae.